UGUGCGCAUACGCACGUCUAUCAAAACAACGUGAGGGGAGGCUGAAUGUAGACGGGGUCAGCCGCCGGUGGAGAGCGAACUAAAACAAUGCCUUUUCGGGCUUGGAGUGUGUCCGGUGUACCAUCAGUGUGAUCGCUCAGCGGUGAUCAGUCAGCCCGCAUCAGCCGCCAGCAUCCAUAUCUGUCCGGCAAGCAGCCAGUGAUGGAGACCGUAUCUGCAUCGGACAGGACAGGAGACUGUCCGCUGGUCUCUGAGGAAAUGAAAGGGAUCUGUGUGAUGCCAGACAUGAGUGCCAUCAAGACUGAGCAGUCCGUGGGUGCAAGUCCGGAAGACACAAGCACACAAAAUGUGGCCAUGGGGAUUAAGUUCAUCCUCCCUAACCGCUUUGACAUGAACGUGUGCUCAAGAUUUGUCAAGUCGCUCAAUGAGGAGGACAGCAAGAACAUCCAAGACCAGGUCAACUCUGAUCUGGAAGUGGCAUCGGUUUUAUUCAAAGCGGAGUGCAACAUCCAAACCUCACCUUCACCAGGAAUACAAGUGCGUCAUGUUUACACACCAUCCACGACCAAGCAUUUCUCCCCCAUCAAGCAAUCCACCACACUCACCAAUAAACACCGCGGCAAUGAGGUCUCCUCCACUCCUCUUCUGGUGCACUCAUUGUCCAUCCACCAGCUGGCAGCCCAAGGAGAAAUGGUGUUUCUGGCAAGCAGGAUUGAACAAGAGACUGUGAUCAAUCUUCAAGAUGAAGAGGGCUUCACCCCCCUGAUGUGGGCGGCUGCACAUGGACAAAUAGCUGUUGUCGAGUUCCUGCUCCAAAAUGGUGCUGACCCCAACCUUCUCGCCAAAGGGAGAGAAAGUGCCUUAUCCUUGGCUUGCAGCAAGGGAUACACUGAUAUUGUGAAGAUGCUCAUUGAUUGUGGUGUGGAUGUCAAUGAAUAUGACUGGAAUGGAGGUGCCCCUCUUCUGUACGCUGUCCAUGGGAAUCAUGUACGCUGUGUUGAAAUCCUGUUAGAAAGUGGUGCUGAUCCUACAAUUGAGUCAGAUUCUGGAUUCAAUGCAAUGGACAUGGCUGUGGCUAUGGGCCAUCGGAAUGUUCAACAGGUGAUGGAGGCACACUUACUGAAGUUGUUAAUGGGAAUCAGAGAGUGAGCGGUGAAGUCUGCAGAUGCUAGUGAAAUACUGGAGGCACAGCUGAGUGGUCAGAGCUACACCGGACUGUGGACAAUCAUGUAGCAUGCCCACACUGUACUUCAGAGGCAUUACUUGAUGUUUGUAUCAUAUUGUCAGCAAGACUGGAUACAGAUGCACAAGAGUGCGGCGUGGAUUUUCAAUUUGAUAUUUAAUAAUGUUCAUUCACGCUACUUUGUUACCUUGCACUUUUUAAAUUUCUGUGUUGAGUGUGGAGUACCCAACUAUAGCAGGACGGACUGACCGCAGGCAGAUUUUUAAGAGCAGUAAUCAAGAAUGUAAGUAUGGCAAAUGUGCAGAUAUUCAUUACAACCCACAUGUACUCAGCACUCCACUUGUGCCAUGUGUAAGGUGCACAUUCUUUUAUCACUUUCCACUCUUCCCAUAAAGGAACUAGAUAUUUCAGGAUUGUUUUUCAUUUAACUGUCAACUUGUAACUUGAAAAAUUCAGUUUCUGUCUGUCUGUAUUAUGGAUACACAUUCUCACCUCCCCAAACACAGGCACAACCUCAUUUUAAAGACUGCAAUUGGUUGGUUGAAGAUAAUAACCUUUUAAGAUUGGCAUAGGCAUCACACAAAAUGCAUUGCUCUUGUGAAUCUUCCAUGCUGGUCGUAGAUCCUGAAGAUUUUGUGUUGAUUGUAUUGUGUUUAUUUAUUUCAGUAAUUUAGACAUUGCAUGUUGGUGCGUGACAGGGAUUGUUAAAAAGCCUGUGUCAUUUUUCUUGUUUGUUCAUAUUGUGAUACUAACUUCUAAUAACUGUGUUGUGAAUUUAAAAGAACCUCACAAGACUGAACUGUCCCAUCAAGUUGUCUUGUUUGCCAUUGUAUGAGUGCGUUUGUGUUUUAUACCAGUGAAUCCAAGUGGUGCAUCAGGAGCUAACCUAUACUGGCCUCUGUGUUAGUCAUUUUGUAGGGGCAUUAUGUCAUUUAUCUGGUUGCAAAUCAAAAGGGUCAUACCACUGUUAUUGAUAAUGACUGAAAUGAAACUGUUGAGUUGUUUGAUUAAAACAUGCAAACACUCUUGCAACUGUA
Messenger RNA from Myripristis murdjan (pinecone soldierfish), 2220 nucleotides. RefSeq names its product ankyrin repeat, family A (RFXANK-like), 2 (gene ankra2). Gene Ontology annotation, cellular component: nucleus. The transcript is spliced from 9 exons. The record is from RefSeq and is a predicted model, not a curated record. Gene Ontology annotation, biological process: regulation of gene expression. Bases 202 to 1149 code for a protein of 315 amino acids. Lineage: Eukaryota; Metazoa; Chordata; Actinopteri; Holocentriformes; Holocentridae. Gene Ontology annotation, molecular function: protein binding.